This is a messenger RNA of Durio zibethinus, 1985 nucleotides long. RefSeq names its product amino acid transporter AVT6C-like. The record is from RefSeq and is a predicted model, not a curated record. Gene Ontology annotation, cellular component: membrane. Lineage: Eukaryota; Viridiplantae; Streptophyta; Magnoliopsida; Malvales; Malvaceae. Gene Ontology annotation, molecular function: L-amino acid transmembrane transporter activity. Gene Ontology annotation, biological process: amino acid transmembrane transport.
UCCUGUACCUUAUUAGUUUUUGUCCCAUGCGACUGAAGGACCUGUUCCUCCACAGAUUUCCACUUUUGUCAGAAGAAAUUUCAAUCUCAUAUAGCUUAAAAUACCAUUCGCCACUUAUUCGUUUAUGGAAUAGGAUAAAGACAGCAUGACCCCACAUCCAGCCUAUUCUCUACUCAAAAGAUUCUCGCUGAUCUUUGAUCAAGUCUGAUUCCAUCUUACCCUUCAUCAAGUUAUCCUAAAUUAAAUAGCAUGUCCUGUCUUCCGAUGAGAGUUUGGUCAUUACACUGCCUUACUAUGUCAAACUAUUGUCACAUUUAAAUGUGUAAUUAUGCACAACAAGACAACAGACUAACAAUUCCUCUAGCCAGAAAAACUCAUCAUCGAAUAUGGCUUCAGCUAUCACCGGAGUAAACGCACCACUCCUUCAGGAGAACAAGCCACCAGCAAAACAUACAUCGGUACCUGGUGCUGUGUUCAAUGUGUCCACUAGCAUUAUUGGUGCUGGAAUUAUGUCAAUCCCGGCAACUCUCAAGGUGCUAGGAGUAGUCCCAGCAUUUCUGUUGAUAGUGGUUAUAGCUUGGCUGGCAGAUGUCUCUGUUGAAUAUCUGAUGAGGUAUACACAUGCUGGGAAUUCAACCACUUAUGCAGGUGUCAUGAAGGAGUCGUUUGGGCGGGUGGGAUCAAUCCUGAUGCAAAUAUGUGUCAUGAUAAACAAUCUUGGUUGCUUGAUCAUUUAUUUGAUUAUUAUAGGGGAUGUUCUCUCAGGAAAUCAACCUGAAGGAUCAGUGCACUUGGGCGUUUUACAAGAAUGGUUUGGCAUUCACUGGUGGAACUCCCGUGCUUUUGCAAUCCUCUUCAUUGUUGUUUUCAUUAUGCUUCCAUUGGUUUUGUUUAGGCGUGUAGAAUCAUUGAGGUUCAGUUCAGCAAUAGCAGUUUUUCUUGCUGUACUGUUUGUUGCCAUCAGUUCAGUGAUGGCAAUUUAUGCACUCUUCCAAGGGAAAACAGAAAGCCCGAGGCUGCUGCCCCACUUGGACAACAAAGCCUCAUUUUUUGAACUCUUCACUGCUUUCCCAGUAAUAGUAACAGCUUUCACAUUUCAUUUCAAUGUUCAUCCGAUAGGUUUUGAAAUGGACAAACCUUCAGAUAUGAUGUCAGCGGUCCGAAUUUCACUAAUACUAUGUGGUGCUAUCUACUUUACAGUCGGGGUCUUUGGAUACCUACUUUUUGGCGAUUCGAUCAUGUCUGAUAUACUUGUUAAUUUUGACCGAAAUUCUGGUUCAGCACUCGGUUCUGUGCUCAAUGACGUAGUUCGCUUAAGCUAUGCCCUUCACCUCAUGCUAGUGUUUCCUCUCUUAAACUUCUCAUUGAGGGCCAACAUCGAUGAAUUCCUUUUUCCAAAUUGUCCUAUUCUGGCGAAAGACAACACCAGAUUUAUUUCCCUCACUCUUCUCCUGCUAGCCAUCUGUUACUUGGCGGCGAUAGCUAUCCCUAACAUAUGGUAUUUCUUUCAAUUCAUGGGAUCAACCUCUGCAGUCAGCCUAGCCUUCAUCUUCCCCGGUGCUAUUGCUCUUAGGGAUGUUCAUGGCAUAUCGACGGCAAGAGAUAGGAUUAUGUCUGCAUUAAUGAUUGUUUUGGCUGCUAUAGCAAGCACGAUAGCCAUUUCCACCAACAUAUACAGCUUUUUCACCUGAAACAGGUCAUGGCUUGCUUCCAGACCUUUUUUUCUAGAGGUGCUUGUAUUCUAGUGCAUCCUUCCUUUUCUCAUUUGUUUCAUCAAUUAGAAUAUAGCAGCUUAAAAUCAUGUCUCUUCAAAAUGUGUAAGCAAUAAACAUAUCUCAUGUUGAUAAAUGAAUGGAGAUAGAUUAUGAAUUCAUCUGCAAACAGAUGUUAAAGUUAUAUUUCUCUCCGUAUCAUUUAUCAUAUUAUAUGCUGGUUAAUGCUCGUAUAUAGGUCUAUCAUUGCCACAUCAAAUUUGCUAAUUUGGU